Molecule: messenger RNA, 1307 nt
Organism: Magallana angulata
Lineage: Eukaryota; Metazoa; Mollusca; Bivalvia; Ostreida; Ostreidae
Product: metalloproteinase inhibitor 1-like
Exons: 5
Coding region: 222-887 (221 amino acids)
Biological process (GO): negative regulation of membrane protein ectodomain proteolysis; negative regulation of endopeptidase activity
Cellular component (GO): extracellular matrix
Molecular function (GO): protease binding; metalloendopeptidase inhibitor activity
Source: RefSeq, a predicted model, not a curated record
GUAUAUAAUUAUUCUUGACAUAAGAAUUUCACAGUCAUACGCUCUACUUUAUACAACGACAGGGACCUUGUCGGUAAUUAUUCAGAUUCAACGUGUUCGUUCCAUUGCUCGUUGGUAUCCUUAUCUUUUUGGUCGUUUCGAACACUCUAGAGGUCUCUUGAACAUACAGUGUUACGUUCACAAAGUUAGCUUCUUCGACUGCCAUUACCCCCCAGGAGACGAUGAAGCAGUACAACUUCCUUCUAUUCCUGGUGUUGACCGUUCUCUGUGUGAGGUCCGCUCACAGCUGUAUGUGUGACUUCCCCCACCCCCAGAACAAAUUCUGCUCAGCUGAUUUUGUUAUCAAAGCAACAAUAGUGAAAGAAGAACUGAAGUUUGGGGACGAGUCAAUGGAUAUUCCAUUCCCACUGCAGAAAAACUACACAGUGCAAUUCAAGAAGAGAGACAUAUUCAAGGGGUCAUCUCUGCUGGGUUCUAGCGACACUCUGGUCAUCAAGACUUCCGGUACUCCGUGGAACUGUGGGGAAACAUUCACUCUCAACAAAGAAUAUGUCAUUUCAGGUUUUGUCAGUGACAGCGAGUUCUUUACAAAUAAUUGUCAGUGGAACCCCGAGUACCUGACCCUAGAGCCCCACCAAAGACGGGGGAUCCGGUACAUGUACGAACAGGGCUGUAACUGCACGAUUCACCAUUGCCGUGGUGAGAACUGCGACUUCCCCCAAUCACUGAAUCCGGACCAGACCUGUAUUUGGCCAGGGUCUUACAACACGAACGACUGCUACGCCAAAUACGGGUUCUGUUUACCGGAUAUUUUCGGAGUCUGCUACUGGAAACAAAACCGGAUGUUGGGAGGAUGUCUACAGAGGGAAGGAGGGGUUCUACCGUGAACCAAACCAGCUGGCAAAGAUCGUCACAAAGACUUUUGAAAAACGUCAUGUUUUCACUUUAAGUAUCAUGUAUAAUCAUCAACUUGAAGUUGUUUGUUGUCAAUUUAUAUUUGUAUAUACAAAGAUAUUUGUUUGAACAUAUUUAUAUAAUCAUGAUGAUAUAAAUCAGUUCAAACGCAAGUUCUAACAACUUACCAGUUGUUACAAGUUCUGAACAAAUAUAUUUGUUCUCUAGUGGUUUGAUCCCUCAUCAAUUCAAAAAGAUGUUGAAUGUUUUUCAGUUUAUUAUUAGUGUUGUGUUUCUGGUACGUUUCUUUUAAUUUUUUUUCCAGAUGAGAACGGUAAUUUUCCUUUGAUGAAUACUGUUUAGAAUAAGAACGCGUAGAAUGAUUUGUGUAUAUAUGUAAUGCAUCAUUUUUU